AUGCCCCGUGUUACUCCGGAGAACCGACAACGGGCGUACCGGCCUAAAACAAGCACCGGCUGUAUAACCUGCAGAAGUGAGGAGACCGGCUUACAUGGAGAUCUUCAAUGUUACUCACCAAGUCGCAUAGAACGACGCGUUAAGUGCGGCGAGGAACGGCCCGCUUGUAUACGAUGCACGGCAACUGGUCGCAUUUGCGAUGGCUACGGGGUACCAGCCACUCCAGUCUCUUCUGGAGAGUCGACCUCGCAAUCAAAUGUAUUCAAAAGAGCACUUAUAGCUCGGCCGCUUAACACCCCGUCGUAUGACAUAUUUACCAGUGAGGAGAGGCGGUCAUUUGAGUUCUUCCUGCUGAACACAGCCCCGCAGCUGGCUGGCGACUUUGAGUGCGCCUUCUGGGAGCGUCUGCUGCUUCAGACUGUGCAUCACGAAUCGGCCAUUCGCCAUGUCACAGUUGCUCUGGGCUCGCUACAUGAGCACUUCCAACGCGAUGCAGGCGCUCCUUUUAGUUCUCGCGUACUAGCCACCGACAACACCUUCGCCCUACGCCAGUAUCUCCGCGCUAUACGCUGCCUAAUGCCUUCACCCGGCGCAUCUCAAUCUAUCGACUCUUUACGCGGUCACUACGGUUCAGCCAUCACGCAUAUCACCAGCGGACUGAAGAUUCUUGGUGAACUUCGGAAUAAGAAUUGGAGUCGCUCUGCGGCUUUUAAUUUAGGUCGCACCCCGUAUGUCUCUGUGGACAUACUGUGCGGGCUUUUCACACGUCUCCAGGCCCAGGCUAGUGUUACCGUCAAUGGAAUUCCAGCAGCGGGUUUCGACCUCUGGCCUGAUUUGGUCAUCGACUUUUCCAAACCCGUCGUAUUCCAUUCACUGGCCGACGCACGCGAGAUGCUCGAGAUUUAUACUUACUACUACCGACAGCACAUCACACAGCUACGGAAUCUAAGCACACAGGCGAGAUCCAACCAUGUCACCCCAGCAUCCACAGUUCUUCGCGAUACUUCGCUCUCCCUUCUAGCACAAUGGACCGCCGGUCUGGACGAAUUCUUGCACAAGCACGGUGCCUCCUUCACAGCCCGUGAACGGCGUGGCGCUGCUGUUCUCCAGCUGCGCAAACUCGAAUGCUUUGUCAUGCUAGACUCACUCCGCCCAGAGGAUGAGCUGGACCCCAGCGAAAAGAUUUGGUUGGACAGGUACUGUUCUUCGUUCGAGCAGAUGGUGGCUCUAGGCGACUCGAUCGUCGAGCUCUCCUCCUCCCUGCCUUCCUCGUCGCCGAAAUCCUUUUCGCUCGAUCUGGGCAUUAUCUCGGCCAUGUUCAACGUCGCCUCACAGUGCCGCGACCCACACAUCCGGCGGCGUGCUAUACGCGUGCUCCGAACUGCUGCUGUUCAGGAAGGGGUAUGGAACAGUCAUUUUGUAGCCAAGAUCGCAGAAAAAUGGAUCGAGAUCGAAGAGGAAGGGCUAGGAGCUGUGACAAGCUGCGGCGAUGUGCCCGCCUCAGCCCGACUAUUACACUUCCUUCCCGUGUUUGAUGUCGAUCAGCCCAGUGCCUUGGUCUAUUUCAGUCAUUCUUCUACCUUGGAUUCGAUGACCGUACGCAGAGAAGUCAUUCAAUGGUAA
Molecule: messenger RNA, 1623 nt
Organism: Penicillium pulvis
Lineage: Eukaryota; Fungi; Ascomycota; Eurotiomycetes; Eurotiales; Aspergillaceae
Product: Zn(II)2Cys6 transcription factor domain-containing protein
Exons: 4
Coding region: 1-1623 (540 amino acids)
Biological process (GO): regulation of DNA-templated transcription
Molecular function (GO): DNA-binding transcription factor activity, RNA polymerase II-specific; zinc ion binding
Source: RefSeq, a predicted model, not a curated record